Molecule: messenger RNA, 818 nt
Organism: Papilio xuthus (Asian swallowtail)
Lineage: Eukaryota; Metazoa; Arthropoda; Insecta; Lepidoptera; Papilionidae
Product: transmembrane protein 80
Exons: 2
Coding region: 61-489 (142 amino acids)
Biological process (GO): non-motile cilium assembly
Cellular component (GO): ciliary transition zone
Source: RefSeq, a predicted model, not a curated record
UAAAAUUUAUUGACCGGUUGUUUCGUAAAGUGGUAAACAAACAAUUUAAAAAUUGAGAAAAUGUCGAAAAUGACUAAUGUUAACUCUAGCUUGGCUUACGAAAUACUACUUUAUUUAAAUUCUUUUUAUUUAGGAAUGUUCUUCGUGUGUGAAGUAGCCAUGGGCAUACUGAAAGCUAUUAAUGUUUCGUAUCCAGAGAACGCUCUUUUUACCGAAGCCGGAAUAUUUUGUGCCCUUUGUUUGGUCGAAGUUAUUCGUAUAUUUUUGGGAAGGAGAGGAAAUUUGGCUAGUAAAAAAGUGCCAGUAUUCUUCUCAGUGGUGCUUACAAUACCAUCUGCGGUUGGUGUUUGUUAUUUCCUUAUAUACCAGACUUAUAUACUCCGUCUAGAGUACAUAUGGUGUGCUGUGAUGCUCAUGUUCCAUGCAUUGGAACUUGUGUUUGCCAUUCUCUUUGUUCUGACUGUGUGUAAAAGUCAUCAAUAUGAAUAGAAAAAGUUUAAACCGACUGUUUUGCCAAAGAGAUAUUAAAUGCCAAAGAUAUGGACUGAUCUGCACAUUUUAUUAUAUACUCUAUUACAUACAUUCCUCUUAUAUACUUAAUGUAAGCAGUAUUCAAUAUUAUAUUGUACUUUUUAAGAAUAAUGUAAUGAUAUAAAUUUGUGGCUCUAACUAUGGUUAAUAAUGAUUGUUUAUAUAGCUAUCAGUUUUUUAAAUCUCAAGAUAUUACUGUAAUCCAAAAUGCCUACUUGCUUAUUGAUAAUUAUAUUAAAAAUAUAUUUGUUGUAACAUUACGCCUAAAUCGCAAUGAUUAAUGUAUU